Hibiscus syriacus is the source of this 393-nucleotide messenger RNA. RefSeq names its product secreted RxLR effector protein 78-like. The coding region runs from base 1 to 393 and encodes 130 amino acids. The record is from RefSeq and is a predicted model, not a curated record. Lineage: Eukaryota; Viridiplantae; Streptophyta; Magnoliopsida; Malvales; Malvaceae. The transcript has a single exon.
AUGGAGGAAAUCAUCAGUGAGAAUCAAUUUGAGUUUACUAAAGGCAGACAAAUACUGGAUUGUGCUUUAGUCGAUAACGAGAUCAUGGACUAUGUUAAAAGAAGACAAGUUGAAGGGGCAGUGUUCAAAGUGGAUUUUCAAAGUGCCUAUGAUACAGUGAACUGGGAUUUCCUGGAUCUGAUGCUUGUUAAGUUAGGUUCUGGAGAAAAAUGGAUCCACUUGUGUAUCUCGUCUGCAUCAAUCUCUGUACUCGUUGAUGGGUCUCCAAUGGAUAGAUUCAUCAUUCUAAGAGGUUUGAGGCAGGGGUGUCCCCUAUCACCUUUAUUGUUUAACAUCGUGGUUGAAGGGUUAAGUGCAGUGCUAACUAAAGCAUCCAGAGCUAGUUUCUUCUAA